Dryobates pubescens (Downy woodpecker) is the source of this 1102-nucleotide messenger RNA. It is a transcript of the gene RAMAC, whose product is annotated as RNA guanine-7 methyltransferase activating subunit. The transcript is spliced from 3 exons. Gene Ontology annotation, biological process: RNA 5'-cap (guanine-N7)-methylation. Bases 76 to 426 code for a protein of 116 amino acids. The record is from RefSeq and is a predicted model, not a curated record. Gene Ontology annotation, molecular function: RNA binding. NCBI's taxonomy places the organism in Eukaryota, Metazoa, Chordata, Aves, Piciformes, Picidae.
AAGCGGCGGAGCUCGGCCCGGAAGAGGAGGGCUUCGGCGGCGAUUCGGCAGCGGCUGGAGACGCAGGUUUUCAGAAUGACUUCCUUGGAUGACAUGCCCUUGAAUUAUGAAAAGAUGUUUGCUCAUCGAUUCACAUCAGAUGAUGAAGAGUACCAGGAAUAUCUGAAACGUCCCACGGAUCCCCCUCCCGUGGUUGAAGAAUGGAGAAACAGAUCUGGGGGCAACCAGAGAAACAGAGAUCGGUUUCAAGAUGGUAGAUAUUUUAGAGGGGACAGAUACAACUGGCAAGGUGACUAUAGAUCUAAUCAGAGGCCAGAAAGAAGUUGGGGUAAUAACUACCACAGACAAGGGCAAUCAUACUCCUCUCCCUAUGGACAAUAUGGCUACAACUCUUACAACCCAGGGCCUCGUUACCAUCCCUACUGAUGAUACUUGUGGUUUGAGAGUCCAGCAAUGCUAUGUAACAAAUUCCAUUAGUCCUCAGUUUUCUUAUUUUUCCACAGUUUUAUAGAUAACUGAAGAAUGAAUGUUUACAGUCCAUUGCUCUUUAUCUGUAGUGUGAAUUGAAAAAGGGAACACCUCUUGUGAAUAAAAAAAUAAUAUUAUAUGGAGACUGUUUAGAGUCUGUAGGUCUUAGAUUGAAUUUCCAGCAUUCUUUUGUCUGAAUACAUACUAGUACACUUCUUUUCUUCCAUCACCAAGAUUUCUCUCUUACUCUUUACAAAACAACAGGUCAGGGGAAAACAGCUGCAGUUUGUGUGCAGCCUGUAGCAAUGGCACAUUGCCUUAAGAUAGGUCUUUUUGAAAGUGACAUACUGUGUCUUUCUCUGGAGAGAAUUUCUUAGUUUGGCUUUUGAUAGAAAAGCUCAGUUUAGGUUGAAUUUCAGAUGCCUUAAAACUGAGAAGACAGAUGCUAUUACAGAAAUAUUUUAGGGGGUUGACCUAGUAUCUGACAACUCUGGCUUCAAUUUAUUUGCAGUAUGCCUCUUAAAACACAGUUUAGAAUUUGGAAUAAAAAUUAAAUAGUUUAAAUAUGUAUCUUAUUAUUGUAGUAGUUCUGUGAUGUGUAAAUUUUGCCUGAGAAGUGACAGCAAGUUCAUAG